UUUAAUAAACCAUCAUUAUCUUCAUCAUCCUCAUCAUCCUCUGCCUCUGAUUCUCCUCCUCAUCCUCAGUUUGUCCUCCAGACCUUCGUAUCUUCAGGAUGGACGGAUCACCACGAAAAAUUCAGUUCAGCGUUCCUCUGCUCGACUCUCACCUGGAUCCUGAAGCUGCAGAACAGAUCAGGAGGAGAAGACCGACUCCUGCCACGCUGGUGGCCUCCAGUGAUCAAUCAUCUCCAGAAAUAGAUGAAGAUCGACUCCCCAACCAACUCUACAAGCAAGCUUUGCUGAAUUCACCUGGUCAGAAGCGGAGAGGAGUGAAGGGAACACCAACCAUGAAGGAGUUACAGUUCCUGGUUGAACAUCAUCUGAACCAGCAUCACCAGCAUCCCGCCGCGGCAGACGAAUCAUCAGAAAGCUGUUUAUCUGACACGGGCGGAGACGCCGCCGCCCCAGAGCAUCAUGGGAGUUCCACAGAGACGGCGGAGGAGUUUGAGAAACUGUGCUGUCAGAUGGAGGAAUUCUCCAGAGAACAUUCAUCAGAAGCAGCUGAGAUCGAAUCCCGUUUCUCUCAGGAAAAAUCUGAUCUUCAGACCACAGAACCUCACACACAUACAGGUCAGAGGUCAUCAGUUCCAUCAGGAUCAGAUCAGCAGCACUGAGAGAAAAUUAAUCACAACGAUCGAUCAGAAUCAGCACAUAGACAAUCUAAUCAAUCUAAUCACAGAUUUAAUAUUUAAUAUUAAUUCUACAGGGUUCGUGUGAAUUAACGUUCACUAAUAAUUACACACGCUUUACUCACACUGUUCUCCCUCACAGUCCUAAAAUCUACUGAUGUCACACACUCAUGUUUAGCAGUGUAAGAUUAUAGAUGAUAAACAUAAGUAAAAUGACGUUUUCAAAAUGUUUUUGUAGAUUCUCUAAACUUAUUUCUGUUGUGUUAGCUGUAUGAGCUAGCUACACAUGCUAACACUGCUAAUCACGUCUUUAAUGAAGCUUUAAUUAGUGUGACCAUACACAUCCGGCCGGGAUUUCUGAAAGACCAAAUUAUUUGUGAUUUUAUCUUUAAAUCUCGACUUCUCUUAAAAAUCCCCAAACAAAAAUAAAAAUUCACACAUUACAGAAUAAA
Molecule: messenger RNA, 1126 nt
Organism: Trichomycterus rosablanca
Lineage: Eukaryota; Metazoa; Chordata; Actinopteri; Siluriformes; Trichomycteridae
Product: protein phosphatase 1 regulatory subunit 1A-like
Exons: 7
Coding region: 99-659 (186 amino acids)
Biological process (GO): intracellular signal transduction
Cellular component (GO): cytoplasm
Molecular function (GO): protein phosphatase inhibitor activity
Source: RefSeq, a predicted model, not a curated record